GUUCUUUCUCCAGUUUCUUCAAUCUGGAAAUAAUAUUUUUGUUGCUAGCUCAUCGUUCAUCUUCCUGGCACAAUGGGUCGGUCGAGAACCUGCUGAUGAGAAGGUGCAGUUGACUGCAAACAUGUAACGCUUAUUAGCAAGAGACUUGGAAUCCAUCAGCAGCGCCUACAUUCCAACGAGAGACGAAAGCCGCUCGGACUUGGUUGAAAACGAAAUAUGGCUUCAGCAGCGGAUAGUGAAGCGUCGACAAGCGACGCCCCGACUGUCGCCACAACUGGAUCUGCAUCAGCGAACGGUUCGUCUGGCCUAGCCAUUCAGAAUCUUGAAACUCUUGAUGUAUCAAAACUAACACCCGAUUCUCCAGAAGUCAUUAGCCGUCAAGCAACUGUGAAUAUCGGUACAAUUGGCCACGUAGCACAUGGAAAGUCCACGGUGGUCAAAGCUAUUUCUGGUGUGCAGACUGUUCGUUUCAAGAACGAGUUGGAACGAAACAUCACCAUCAAGCUGGGAUAUGCAAAUGCGAAGAUCUAUCGGUGUAACAAUGCAAGAUGCCCACCGCCAGUGUGUUACCGUUCUAUGGGCAGUGCCAAAGAGGACUCGUUUCCUUGUGACAGACCUGGUUGCUCGGGAAGCUUUGAAUUGAAACGACAUGUGUCCUUUGUCGAUUGCCCUGGUCACGACAUUUUGAUGGCUACUAUGUUGAACGGCGCAGCUGUUAUGGAUGCUGCUCUCUUGCUCAUCGCUGGCAACGAAAUCUGUCCGCAGCCGCAGACUUCCGAGCAUCUUGCUGCCAUCGAGAUCAUGAAGUUGCAGCACAUUCUUAUCCUGCAGAACAAGAUUGACCUUGUGAAGGAAAAUGUUGCCCUUGAGCAGCAUCAACAGAUCUUGAAAUUCAUUCAAGGCACGGUUGCUGAAGGCGCUCCGAUCAUCCCCAUCUCUGCUCAGCUCAAAUACAACAUUGAGGUGGUUUGCGAGCACCUGUGCAGGAAGAUCCCUACGCCAGAGCGUGACUUUCUGUCCCAGCCACAUCUGAUUGUGAUCCGCUCCUUUGAUGUGAACAAGCCAGGAUGCGAGGUGGAGGAGCUCAAGGGUGGAGUUGCUGGUGGCAGUAUCCUGAAAGGAGUUCUGAGGGUGGGUCAAGAGUGUGAGGUUAGACCCGGCAUGGUGUGGAAGGAUGAUUCUGGCAAAGUGCGCUGCCGUGCCAUCUUCUCUCGCAUCGUCUCUCUGUACACCGAGCAGAACGACUUGCAGUAUGCUGUCCCCGGUGGACUCAUCGGUGUGGGAAUGAAGAUUGACCCUACUCUGUGCCGUGCUGAUCGUCUUGUCGGCCAGGUUCUAGGAGGUGUUGGUGCAUUGCCAGAUAUCUUCACCGAAUUGGAAAUCUCCUAUUUUCUCCUGAGACGCUUGCUUGGUGUCCGCACUGAGGGAGACAAGAAGGGAGCAAAGGUGGCUAAGCUGACGAAGAAUGAGGUAUUGAUGGUGAACAUUGGAUCACUGAGCACUGGUGGUCGUGUCCUUGCCAUCCGAGCUGAUUUGGCCAAGAUUGCUCUGACGCAGCCAGUCUGUACGCAGAAGGGUGAACGAAUUGCACUCAGCAGACGUGUCGAGAAGCACUGGAGAUUGAUUGGCUGGGGUCAAAUCCAGAGAGGUGUCACCAUUCCACCGGAGACUGUUGACGCAGCGCCACCACAAGGCCAGUAAAAUGUGGCUGGCUACUCCUCGGGCCAUUGGCUACAUUUGGGCAGCGGACUUUGCCUUGCUGCCGUAGACGGUGGGGUGAGAGAAACAAGCGCGUACACACGCACAUGCACGCACGCACACAGACACACACACGGCUUUUCAUGCAUAACCCAGUUCUCGCAAUUGUUCAUACUCUCACUCAAGCAGGCACUUGCGCAGGCAUACCCACAGAGCGCACAUGCACUCAUCAAUCUUGAUUGCAGCACUCUUUGUGUGGCUCAUUUCAAUGCUGCAGGCUGUUCCUAACAUAUAUGCGUGAGCUUAUUUCCCGAAGCCAUGCUUUUUCCAUGAUAACUAUUUGUGUCGACUUGGUUUAGACGAAUCAAAUCGAAGUCAUUUCCAUUUCCAUGUUGCUCUCUGCUUAAUGCUUUCAGACAAUUUCUGCAUUGUUUCAAGGUCGCUUUUUAGGUAGUUUUGUGGUUGUCCAAUGUGCUGUAUGUAUCACUAUGUGUUUCUUUACUCUUUGUAUGCCCCAGAGCUACAUGUUGGAGUAUCACUACUAGUUUUGCUUCCUUUACUCCUUGUAUCUGCUCUGCCAACUGUUACACAUAUUAGUUAUAUUCCCAGUAGCUACCAUGGGCAAUCUAUGAAGCCCACAGCGGCCAGGGUUCAGUGUACCCCUACUUGUCUGCAGGAGAUUGUUAUGCUUGGAAAGCUGCCGUGUUUAUGAAA
Messenger RNA from Sycon ciliatum, 2412 nucleotides. Its product is annotated as eukaryotic translation initiation factor 2 subunit 3, Y-linked-like. The transcript has 14 exons. Gene Ontology annotation, biological process: formation of translation preinitiation complex. Gene Ontology annotation, molecular function: GTP binding; GTPase activity; translation initiation factor activity. NCBI's taxonomy places the organism in Eukaryota, Metazoa, Porifera, Calcarea, Leucosolenida, Sycettidae. The record is from RefSeq and is a predicted model, not a curated record. The coding region runs from base 217 to 1701 and encodes 494 amino acids. Gene Ontology annotation, cellular component: eukaryotic translation initiation factor 2 complex; cytosol.